Molecule: messenger RNA, 5302 nt
Organism: Closterium sp. NIES-67
Lineage: Eukaryota; Viridiplantae; Streptophyta; Zygnematophyceae; Desmidiales; Closteriaceae
Source: the annotation of a GenBank genome assembly
CCUCAUGUAAAACCAGCGUCACACAGACCGCAUUGCGUACAUCCACCACCUCAAGAGCUCCGUUCGUAUGCGCGCGCGGACAUCCCGGCGCUUGCUUCUUAGGCUCGCAGCCGUUCUCGUCUCUCCAGCUCCACUCCGUCGAAGGUCGGCCGUAGCAUUCUCGAUAUUUGUUGCCGUCAAGUGCACGCUAUCCACUCGCCGUACUAGGCAUCCGUGUUCCGUGUUCCAUUCCCGCGUGCUCUUUUAGCACUUUCGAGCAGUUCCGAGCAUAAGGCGAAUCAACCAGCAGACUUUGAAGCCGAGGAACGUUUGGAGGCUGAGAGUAGCUGAUCUUUCAACGGAUAGCCAUAGUUUCGACGGAUUUGUUUGUAAAGUCAUCGUUUCGCUGCUAAGUUUGGCCGUGUGUAAUAAGCAUAUAUAGCUUGCCGCGGUCUGCUUACCUCAGGAGCUGAGUUGGAGUUUAACAUGUGACGCUUGGAAGGUUGCGAAGCUCGUGAUCAGAUGACGCAAGAUCCUUGUCAAUCGCGAGUGCUUGAACAUGACGAUCAGUGGCAAUAUUGAGCAGCACCACUAGGGACUGGAGGUAGAGGUCGUGUUUAGUUAAGUGUCGGUACGAAUUGGCGUCGUACGUGUGUGGACUGAAUCAGCGUGCUUAUUCCCCUCGACCGGUGACGGAACAGGAGCAGAAGCGACAUUGGAGUUAGGUUGAUAGAAUCAGCAUACGCCAAGUUUUGCUGACCCUUCAGUCCUACGCAACGACGUUAUUCCCAAGCGAUUGACUCUUAACUCCAGCGAUAGCACCUCCUUGCUGUGAAGCGCGCCGUUAGCGCCUGGACAUGACGAACACCACCGACACGGCGCAGCAGGAGCCGGCGCAUUCCUCGGGUCCCGAGGUAGCGCUCGUGUUCAUCGGCGUGUCGCUGGCGCUCGGCGCGCUGUGCCGCCAGGUGCUGAGCAACACGCGCAUCCCCUACACCGUCGCGCUGCUGCUCGUCGGAGUCGGCCUCGGCGCUAUGGAGUUCUAUGUCAACCUCGGCCUGCUGGGAGAAAGCAUUCGCAUGUGGGCCAACAUUGACCCGGAGCUGGUGCUCUACGUCUUUCUGCCGGCGCUCCUGUUCGAGAGCGCCUUCUCCUUCGAGUUCCACCAGGUCAAGCGCUGCCUGGUGCAGAUGUUUCUGCUGGCAGUGCCUGGCGUCGCCAUCUCCACUGGCUUCCUCGGACUCAUCAGCCGAUACGUGCUGCCGUACGGGUGGAAUUGGAGCACUGCCAUGCUGCUGGGCGGGCUGCUCAGCGCCACGGACCCCGUGGCCGUGGUGGCGCUGCUGCGCGACCUGGGCGCGUCCAAGAAGCUCAGCACCAUCAUUGACGGCGAGGCGCUCAUGAACGACGGCACGGCCAUAGUGGUGUUCCAGCUGUUCCUGCGCCUGACGCUGGGGUACAGCUACGGCAUCGGGGAUGUCAUCGGCUUCCUCUUCAAGGUCACGCUCGGAGGGGUGGGGCUGGGUAUGGCGUUCGGCGUUGUGAGUCUGCUGUGGCUGCGCACCAUCUUCAGCGACCACGUCAUCGAGAUCACCAUCAGCCUCACCGCCUCCUACAUGGCAUUCUUUGUGGCCAAUGACGUCGCCCAGACAUCAGGAGUUCUCUCAGACAUGACGCUCGGCAUCAUGUUUGCCAUCUUCGCCAAGACUGCCUUCACAGGGGAAAGCGAGCAGAGCAUGCACCACUUCUGGGAGAUGGUUUCGUACAUCGCCAACACGCUCAUAUUCGUGCUCAGUGGAGUGGUCAUCUCAGAGAGCAUUCUAGCGAACUCCAACUACAUCAAAGGCGUGGACUGGGGCUACAUGUUCCUGCUGUACGUCUUCGUGCAGCUGUCGCGCGUGGUGGUGGUGGGGGUGCUGUACCCCGGCCUCGCCUCCAGCGGCUACGGGCUGUCCUGGAAGGAGGCCAUCAUCCUCGUGUGGUCGGGGCUCAGGGGCGCCGUUGCCCUCACUCUCGCACUCCUUGUCAGCCACGAGCCAGUAUCAGAGCACAUCACCAAAGAAACAGAAGCCAGGUUCAUGUUCCUGACGGGCGGCGUGGUCUUCCUCACGCUCAUAGUGAACGGCUCCACCACGCAGUUCCUGCUGGCCGCGCUCAAGAUGAACAGCACCUCCGACAUCAAGAAGCGCGUGCUCAACUUCACGCGGCAGGAGCUGUGCGGGUAUGCCGUCAAGACGUUUGAGGAGAUUGGCGACGACGAGGAGCUGGGGCCCGCGGACUGGGCCACCGUCAACGAGUACCUCACGUGCCUCAAGCAGCCCUCCUCCCACGGGACACUGUCUGCCAGCGCCUUCCUGAGCAGAUUCGGAGGCUCGGGAGCAGGUUCGGGCGGAGGGUCGGGCGUGGGGGUGAUGAAGAGCCACCCGCACGACCACAGCCAGUCGCACGAGCAGCUGAGGGAGCAGCAGCUGCACGACACGCGGCUCAGGUUCCUCAAUGGCGUGCAGGCGGCGUACUGGAGCAUGCUGGAGGAGGGGCGUGUCAACCAGACGGCCGCCAUGCUGCUCAUGCAGGCCGUGGCCGAGGCCACCGACCACACCACGCAGCAGCACCGCCUGCUGCUCUGGCCCGCUCUGGAGCCGCACGUGCGCAUGCCGCGCUACCUGCGGGUCAUCCACCGGCGGCUGAGGAAGGUGCUGCCGCAGCGCGCCCUCAACUGGGUCACCGUGGACCGCCUGGAGCUGGCCGCCUCCAUGGCUGCUGCGUACAUCCGCGCGCUGAGGCACGCUCGCCAGCAGAUGAGGGACUUCCUGAAGGACAGUCCGAUAUCGGAGGCGGUCAUUCUGGAGAGCGAGGAGGAGGAGCACCCCGCCAAGAAGUUUAUGGAGGACAUGCGGCUCAACUUCCCGGAGGUGCUCACGAUCAUCAAGACCAAGCAGGUCACGCACGCCAUCCUACAGGGCCUGCACGGGUACGUGGAGAACCUCGACCACUCGGGGCUGCUGGACCAGAAGGAGGUGGUGCACCUGCACCGCGCAGUGCAGGUGGAUCUGAAGAAGCUGCAGCGCAGCCCGCCCUUUGUGGCCAUGCUGCCGGCGGGGGAGGUGUUGGCGCGGCAGCCGCUGAUCGGCGCGCUGCCGGCAGACAUCCGCCUGGCCCUGCUGCAGCCGCUCAAGGAGGCCACCAAGCUCUCCGACUCCACGCUCUUCCAAGAGGGGCAGCCCGCCGAGGGCGUCUGGCUCAUAGCCUCCGGCACCGCCAAGUGGACGUCAAAGCGGGCAGAGGCGGAGGCGGAGGCGCACGGGCACCGGUUCAUCCCGCCGCUGUUUGCGCAUGGCAGCUCGGUGGGGCUGUACGAGACGCUGAGGGGUUGCGCGUACAUGAGCUCCGUGGUGGCGGACAGCGUGCUGCACUGCUUCUUCAUCGACAGGCAGAGAAUUCUUGCUGCGCGGGACAGCAGCGACGCCAUCGGGGAUUUCCUGUGGAAGGAGAGCUGUCUGGAGGUGGUGCGGGUGCUGCAGCCAGAGGAGUUUGGAGCUCUCUCCAUGCACGAGCUGCGCGUGCUGCUCACCGACUCCGCACACCUCCUCACCUGCCGCCCUGGGGACACGCUCGACCUGCUGCCCUCACAAGUCGCUGUGCUGCUGCUCGGCUCCGUGCGGCCCGCUGACCCCUCCUUUCUCCGUGCCUCUGGGUCUGCCCUUUCUCUCCCUGGUUCUGGCGCCGCUGCUGCAUCAGCUGCAGGCAGAGAGCAGGUCGAGGGGGACGGGGUGUCGGAUGCAGGGGGGGUGCAAGAGGCGAUACCAGAGGAGGGCGACAGGCUGCUGGGGGGGGACAGUGGGGACGGGGAAGGAGAAGAAGGCGAGCGGAAGAGCAGUGGGGAGGGUGGUGGAGGCGGGUCGAAUGGACGGGUGGAGAACGGGGUGCUCGUGGCCAUCGAUGCUCCCGCGAUACUCACUGCCCAGCCACUGGCAGGCCCAGCCACUGAUAGGUCAGGGUACGGCGACAGCUCGGCCAUGCUGCAGGGGCGCUACUCCACGCUCUCCCUCUGCAAGCUGCUUGUCAUCCACAUGCCGCGCGACAUCAUGUCCAUCCAAAACACGCCCACCAGGUCGUUCCACGUGCACCGCCCGCAGGCCGUGCGUGACCACGACGGGCUGCUGCGCUUCGGAGCGGAGGGCGCGGAGGAGAGCACCCUCAACGACGCGCUGCUCGCAGCCAUGGGGGUGGGGGAGCAUGCUGCCGGGGGGAGUGGGGCGGGGCGAGGCGAGGAGGGCGGGGGCGGGUUUGGGGAUUUGACUGAGAGUGAGAUGACGAUGCCGCGGGGCAGUGAGCUGGCGGCGGCACUGAGGGACCGGGCUGCAGUGGACCAGACGCUCAUGGAGCGGGCCAUGGAGCUCAGCGUGUUCGGCAGCAAGCUCAACCUACGGCCGCGCAGGCCCACGGACACGUCGCCCCACCACCACUCGCAGCAGCAGCACUUCUCGCACUUCCACGCCCACUACCACAGCCACUACAACCUGCACGCCGCGCGAGUCAGCCCCUCCCCGUCCCCUGCCACAGCCCUCUUCGCCGCCUCCCACUCGCAGCUGCUGCACGGGGGACCAAAGGCCACUCGCGCUGUCAUGUCAUCAGGUGCCAGCGCUCGCAAAUCCAGCGACCCUAAUAUUGUACAAUCCAUGCACAGCGGCCAUGCCAGCUCAGCAGCUCAGGGCCAGCUGGCUCGAGGUGGGGCCCACAGCACGUCUCUGUCUGCGAUCUUACCUUCGCUUUAUGCAGCAGCUGCUUCUCAAACUCCUGGCAGCGAUGGCGGUGGUGGCGGUGGUGGUGGUGGCGGUGGUGGCGGUGGUGGUGGUGGCAGUGGUGGUGGUGGUGGCAGUGGCAAUGCUGAUGGGGUGUUAAAGGAAGGUGGCACUGAAGGAAAGGAGAAGGCUAAGAUUCCCCGUGCUUUUCUGCCGCCACAUCGGCCGCCAUCCUCCGCCCCAUCGUCUUCCAGUGGUAUUCCUAUUGACCGCCAACCUGGUGCACCAGAAGGAGAGGCGUUCCUAGGGAAUGCACAAGGGAAGGAAUCACGGGGAGGGCCAAUGCGUGAACUACAUCCAAUUCCUUCUGCUUCCGUUGAAAGAGUGGCGGAUGAUAGCGAUGAGGAGGAUGGCGCUGGAGAGGAUCAUGUCGUCUCCAUCGAUUCUCCCAGUCGUCUUUUCUAGUAAUAUGAGUGCACAUUUCCACUUUGGGGAGUAAUAAUAGUGUGUGGCUAGGUUGCUAAUUGUUGUUUCCUAUUUUAUUCAUAAUUUUUUUUACAGAUACACUCUGGAAUCCAGGU